Funneliformis mosseae is the source of this 1443-nucleotide messenger RNA. Lineage: Eukaryota; Fungi; Glomeromycota; Glomeromycetes; Glomerales; Glomeraceae. The record is from the annotation of a GenBank genome assembly.
AUGUCUUUCAGGAGUCAUGAUAACGCAAACGAUAUUUCAAUUUUUGAUGCUUAUUCAAUGUUACCAAAGAGGAUUAAUGACCCCAUUCAUGGAUUAAUGGAGUUCGAUGAUUGGACGCUCAGUUUUAUCGACACUCCACAUUUUCAAAGGUUACGUAAUAUCAAACAAUUAGGAACCACUUAUUACGUGUUUCCUGGUGCCAGCCACAAUAGGUUCGAACAUUGUUUAGGUACUGCUUAUCUUGCUAACACGCUGGUGAAAAGAAUCCAAGUUACGCAACCUAAUUACAAAGUCGAGAAAGAUUUAGAAUGUGUGACAUUAGCUGCCUUGUGUCAUGAUCUGGGACAUGGGCCUUUUAGUCACACCUUUGAUAAUACAUUUAUUCCAAAAGCGAGGAAAGGUUUCAAAUGGAGACAUGAAGAUGCCUCCCUAAUGAUGUUUGAUCAUCUUUGGGAAAAUCAUUGUAAAGAUACAAUCGAUUUAGAUACAGAUGAUGUUAAAUUCAUUAAAUCCUUAAUUACUGGAAAUGUUUGUUCAGGUCGAUCUCGGUAUCUAUUCGAUAUAGUGGCUAAUAAUACGAACUCGAUCGAUGUCGAUAAAUUUGAUUAUUUGAAUCGCGAUUGUUACUAUCUCGGGAUGAAAUCUGUAUUCGAUUUCUCAAGACUCAUGAGAUUUUCGCGUGUAAUCGAUGAUCAAAUUGCGUAUUAUUUUAAGGAGAGUUAUAGUAUUUACGAAUUAUUUCAAACGCGGUAUUCUUUAUACAAAAAGGUUUAUUAUCAUCGCGUUGGAAAAGCCAUAGAAUAUAUGUUAUGUGAUGCUAUGGCUGAAGCAGAUCCAAUUCUCGAAAUAUCAAAAGCUGUCGAUGAUCCAGAAAAAUAUCUGAAAUUGGAUGAUACAAUCUUAAAUCAAAUUGAAUUUUCGACAGAUCCAAGGUUGGAAAAAUCUCGAAAAUUAAUCAAGCGAAUUCGAACUAGAGAUCUCUAUAGAUUUGUUGAUGAAUAUAUAAUCCCUCUAAAGUUGAAAGAUCACCUGACCGAGACAAAAGUAAAUGCUCGAGAAAUCAUUGCACAUCAAUCAGACAAUGAUAAACUUGGAGAAAAUGAUGUAAUCGUAGACCGAAUCAAAUUGAAUUAUGCCAAGAAAAAUGAGAAUCCCGUUGAUUGUGUUAAAUUUUACAAUCAAUAUGAAAUCGAUAAAGCUUUCUAUUUGGAUAAGUCACAAGUGAGUUAUCUAGUUCCGGAACAAUACGAAGAAACUAUUAUCCGAAUUUUUACUAGGGACGAUUCAAAAAGGAAAGCAGUUCAGGAAAGUUUUCGAAAAUUAUUGAACGUUUACGAUUCAGAUAAUGACGAUCCAAAUUCUAGUGGAAGUGUAGGUUACACAUUACCUAAGGAAUUUAGUUCUCCUCCUAAAAAACGUCCAAAAUAUCGAGCUAAACCAUAG